AUGUAUUGCACUGGAUUGCUGAUCUUCCUUCUUUCUUCCAGCCUCCUCUGGUCAUUGAGUCAAAGCACACAACCAUACUUUGCGGCCAAGGACUGCUCAGGAGAUUAUUACAGUAUUGGUGACACAUACAGAGGCGGCCUCAUUCGUCUAUUCACUGAACUAUCCAAUAAUGCUAACAACAGUAUUGGAGGUGGAGGAUUUUACAGCGCAUCAUUUCCCCAGAAUCCCAACCCAAUCUAUGGUCUCUAUAUGUGCAGAGGCGAUAUAACCUCAGAAGACUGUAGUCAGUGCGUUAGCACUGCUCUCGGAAAUAUCACAAUAAGUUGUCCCAAUACGACAAAUGCAAUAAUAUGGUAUGAUUUAUGCAUGUUACGAUACACAAACCAGUCGUCCAUCUUCUCAACUAUGCAAUAUAAUCCAGCUUAUUAUUUGUUGAAUGUCAAUAACUCGACCAACUCAAGCCAAUUUAGGCAGGCUGUGAUAGAUCUAGUGGGUGUGGGUGGCCUUGCGAAACAGGCGGCGUAUUCCACCCAUAUGUAUGCAGAUGGGGCUCGGUAUUAUACUAGCAACAAUGAGAUAUAUGGGUUAGUGCAGUGUAAUCCUAAAAUAUCUCAGGAUGAUUGCUUCAACUGCUUAGGUCAGGCUGAGGGCAUUAUCACAACACAAGGCAUUAAUGGAUUUGAAGGCGCGAGAGUUCUCAUGCCGAGUUGUAAUCUGAGGUAUGAGAUCUACCCUUUCUAUGAAUCAAGUGCUGCUGCUGCACCAGCUCCAUCACCUCUUGCAAACCCAUCAGGGAAUGGGAACACUUUGGUUUUUGCAGGGAAUGGGAACAGUUCACCAAAUAUUGUCAUUAUUACUGUUGUCCUGGCAACAACAGCAGUUAUACUUGUUUCUGUCAUGUGUAUAUGUUUUUGUAGGAGGAGGAAGCCAAAGACUGAAAUUGAUGGUUUGGAUGAGAUUAGCAUGGUGCAAUCCUUACAAUUCAACUUUGGUACAAUAAGAGCUGCCACAUUCAACUUCUCUGAUUUGAAUAAGCUUGGACAAGGUGGAUUCGGUCCUGUCUACAAGGGUAAGCUUUUGAAUGAACAAGAAAUUGCUGUGAAGAGGCUUUCUAGACAUUCUGGACAAGGUGAACUAGAAUUUAAGAAUGAGGUGGAGUUAUUGGCCAAGUUGCAACACAAGAAUCUUGUACGUCUCCUCGGCUUCAGCUUGCAAGGAGAAGAAAAGCUCCUGAUCUAUGAAUUCUUGCCAAAUACAAGCCUCGAUCACUUUAUAUUUGAUCCAAUCAAACGUGCACAUUUGGACUGGGAAACACGUCACAAAAUAAUAAGAGGGAUUACUCGAGGGCUUCUCUAUCUCCAUGAAGAAUCUCGACUUACGAUUAUACAUCGAGAUCUCAAAGCCAGCAAUAUUUUGUUAGACAAGAAGAUGAACCCAAAAAUAUCAGAUUUUGGAAUGGCAAGGCUUUUUGUAGUCGACGAAACUCAAAAUACGAAUAGGAUUGUCGGAACAUAUGGAUAUAUGGCUCCAGAGUAUGCAAUGCAUGGUUUCUUCUCAGUUAAGUCAGAUGUCUUUAGUUUUGGGGUCUUACUUUUGGAGAUUGUGAGCGGCCAGAAGAACAACAGCUUUUAUCAAUUGGAGCAGACAGAGAACCUUCUUAGCUAUGCAUGGAGAAAGUGGAGGGAAGAUACACCCUUGGAGUUGAUAGAUACAACUUUGAGAGGAAAUUGUUCAAUAAGUGAAGUGAUGCGAUGCAUUCAUAUUGGAUUGCUAUGUGUUCAAGAAAAUGCUGCUGACAGACCCACCAUGGCAUCAGUUGAUCUCAUGUUCAAUAGCUCAUCCAUCACUCUCUCAAUACCAUCAUCACCUGCCUUUUCUGUUUAUAACACAAGGGAAGCAGACAAAUCUUCCUCUUGGAAUGAUUCAUCGGUAACAGAUCAAGUCUCAUCCACAACUAAGUCAACACAAAGGUCUACCAAUGGUGCAUCUAGUAUUGAGCUAACCCUCGGUGAGAUACAUGAAAAUAGUAAUCCAUCACCAUAA
Molecule: messenger RNA, 2043 nt
Organism: Telopea speciosissima
Lineage: Eukaryota; Viridiplantae; Streptophyta; Magnoliopsida; Proteales; Proteaceae
Product: cysteine-rich receptor-like protein kinase 15
Exons: 7
Coding region: 1-2043 (680 amino acids)
Biological process (GO): protein phosphorylation
Molecular function (GO): protein kinase activity; ATP binding
Source: RefSeq, a predicted model, not a curated record